This is a messenger RNA of Botrytis cinerea B05.10, 2994 nucleotides long. RefSeq lists its product as hypothetical. Lineage: Eukaryota; Fungi; Ascomycota; Leotiomycetes; Helotiales; Sclerotiniaceae. The transcript has a single exon. The record is from RefSeq and is a predicted model, not a curated record. Bases 1015 to 2232 code for a protein of 405 amino acids.
GAAACUAAAAGAAAGAAAACUCUCAUCCCAUUAGCCUACACUACACACUCCCAGGACCGUAAAUACAUAAUAAUCAACCUCCUAGACAAAAAAUCAAAUCAUCAAAACCACCAUUCAUCCACCCACAUUCACUCCUCUCCAACUUCACUCUAUCUCAUCUCAUCUCCAAUCUCUUAUGACCCUCUCUCUAUCAGCCUCAUCUCAUAAAAAAGUCCCAAUCACUCACUACUUGAGCCACUUCCCCAUCAAGAACCAGACAGAGAGACAGAUAGACAUAUCACCUCUAUCAAUUUUUCUUUAUUUUUUUAUUUUUUUCUUUCUAUAUCACUCAUCACUCAACCCCCCUCUCCAUUUCCACUCCCAUUUACCUCCCUCCCCCCUCAAAAAAACAACAAAAAAAAAAAAAACACACACAAAAGCAAGAAAAAAAAAGUUCAAAGUCAAGUAACCUCAGCAUCCCAAGCCCCCCUCCUCCCGACAUCGGGGGCUCCGACCAUCAAGAACCCAACAACCAGCAGCAGAGCAGCACAAUCUUUUGCAUGUAGAUCCGAACUACGCUUUUCGUUUCAGUAUAGACUUUGUGAAUUCUUUUCUCUCCAGUUUCAAUCCUGUUUAUUGCUGCUGUUCCUGCUUCUUUACAACACAGUAUAAUACGAUUUGAUACAAUACAAUCCAGUUCAAUACAAUACGAUACGAUACAUAAAUACAUACAGCUUCAACAUCGAACCACCUUUUUCCCAUUCAAAAAUUCCUGCACUUCUUUCAAGUUUUUUUUAUCUUAAAAGGGAAAGCUUUCUCAGAAACAUUCUGGGAAUUGAAAAGUUUGGGAUUUAUCACAAGAAAGCAGGCAAGCAAGUAACCAGACAACAUACAAGUCCAUACAUCAAAGUUUCAGCAUCAAAGAACCAAAGGCGCAAGAAACGAAAUUCCUUCUAUCUAUCUCUUUACCAACCUUUCGUCUCUGCUCUUUAUUUACAGCAUUCAAAUUCCCGUUGAAUUGAACAAAAACAAAAGAUGUACCCGAUCAAAGAAAACGCUCAAGAUACUACCACCACUCCAGCGCCCACAGGAAACAAUGCGAUGUUGAAGCGCCUCCGAGGCAGUGGAUCAAGCGGUCGAAACCGACCUGGUUCUCGAACUCGCCAUACGCACCAAAACGAUGCUACUCCUACCGCGCCUGCGCGACAACAGCCACCUUCUGCUAAUGAUUUUCCGCCAUUGGGAUUUGAUGCAUUGCAGGAUGGGAAUGUGUUUGGAAACGUAGUCGGAAGCACAAAUGUUCGACCAUCCAUCACGGGUAUCCUGGCCAGACCUACCGGCGCGACAAAUGCAAGAGAAGGAAACAAAUUGGGAGCUGGGAUUGGCAUGGGAAUGGGUCAACCGGCUAUAAACCGACGAGUUUUGAGAGCAAAAUCUAUCUCUGCGAACUACUCCGUUCCCACUGGAGAUUUCAUGGGCGGUAAGAAGGGGGAAAUGUUACAAGACGCACCGGAAGUCUCAUCCUACACGGGACCUCCUCAAUUAUCUCGUCGUGGAAACCAACUUCCUGAUCUUUCUGACACAAGUGCAACUUCAACCCGUGCAAAUAAAGUUGUCGCUGCGUAUCAGGCUGCAAACUCCGCACCGAAUCCUUUUGCUAUGACGCAGGCAGCUGGAACAUCCCUUACUCAUCGAAGCGGUGCCUAUGAAAUUGGAAAGAACUUUGACCGUCUCCGAGUUCAAGGUACUCAUCUCGGCCUAGCCACUUCACCAUAUUUUCCCAAGUCUACCGAGGACUUGGUUAAGCAUCGAGAGGAGCGAAAGAAUGACGCACGGGAUGAAAUGAACGAGCGAAUCAAGAACAAAGAGGAGGUUAUGAGAAUGAAGGGUGAAGGUACUUAUGUCAAGGUUAAGCCUACCUUCAGAGGAAGAGCAUUUAGCGAUGGAUUUUCAAGCGUACUCGGUCGGAAGACCAUUUGGGGACAUCCUAGCUUGGACGAGGAGUUAGCUGUACGAGCAGACUGGCCAACUUUGACAGAUUUCAAACAAGCAGGAUUAAGAAAGGCGGGCUUGCCUUCUUUGAAAUAUAACAUUGGGUAUGAAAAUGGAAUGGCGGGAGAGGAGAUUACAUCGUUCGCAAUAGACAGAGUUGGAUUGGGUGGAAGAAGAGCAGAGGAUCGCGCCUUGAUCAAUGAAGAAGACAUUAAGGAGGUUGGUGAAAUGAAAAGUCUUCUUGAAGCCAUCGAUGGAUGAAUGGUCUUUUAAGAAAGGAGACUGUGAAACAGAUUUGAAAUAUCUCGCUAACAUGCAUUGUUUUCUGCAUAGCGUGGGAAUCGUGAACAAGCAUUUCAUCGACGGCGAUUAGCGAGCGAUAUAGCGAAGUAAUAAAGCGAAGUAGCAAGCGGCAUAGGCAUAGGCAUAGCGGAUGUGUUUUUUUCCCUUUCUUUCUUUCUUUCCUUUUCUUUUUUCCAUUUCCUUGCGUUUUCCUCUCAGGACGGGCUAGAGUGACAGGAAGACAGCGCAGACAUAGUGUAUCUCCCACUCAAGGAUAUGACUACGGGUAACUCUUUCAACUUAUUCUUUCAGCGGAAGGAUAGAUACAUGUGGACAUAAGCUAUAGAGAAACUCAUAACGUAUGAUCUGUACCAGACAAAGCAGGAAAGGGAGAACAGCGAGCAAGCAGAUAACGAGUAAUAAUGAGAAGAUAUUCAGACCAUUUCCAAUAUUCUUGAAGAGGGGAUAUUGGAAGUAGAGAACCAAAGAAUCUAUCUACUUCUGGAUGUGAGUGAGUUGUGUUCUGAUCGUAGAUGAUAGAGAACGAAUCGUGUUCGAGAUGAGAUGUGAUAUCAAAGUCACCUAUCUGAGGUUGUCGAGACGAUAGAGAUGUGUCCUGAUUCGGAGACUGUUAUCUGAGAAACAUGAAGAAGUUCUUCAGUAGCUCGAUCAAGUGAUUUCCAUAACCCAUAAUACGUGAGUGAAAGAUUAAACCGUAGAUCAAAAAACUCAUCAAACACA